Paramecium octaurelia is the source of this 1706-nucleotide messenger RNA. Lineage: Eukaryota; Ciliophora; Oligohymenophorea; Peniculida; Parameciidae. The record is from the annotation of a GenBank genome assembly.
AUGCUAGAUUAAUUGUCAGAAAUAACACUCAGUGAAUCUUCUACAUUUGAAACUCAAAGAUUACCUCCAAGAUUAUAAACUACUGAAAAAAAGGGAAGUGGAAGAUUUACUUUUCUCAAAUCUGAGUCUGAAGACAAAUAAACUUAAGCUCAAAAUAAUCGAGACAGAAUCAAAUAGCAAUUAAGAGGUAUAUGGAUGUAAUUACUUUAUAAGGAAGGAUUCAGGUAAUAAUAAAGAAACCCUUAAAUGAUGAAAAGGAUUUACAGGAAGAACUACAAGAGUUAGGGCAUAAACUGGAUGUGGAAAUCAAUGAAUUCGAUUCUGAAUACAUAUGUCCAAACUUAAAAAAGUUUGAGGAGGAAUAUGAAAUGAUGGAAAUAUUGGGAGAAGGCUGUCUAGGAUUGGUUAAAAGGAUUGUACACAAAUAAUCGUAAAUUGAGUAUGCAGUGAAGAUAGUUUAAACAUAAGAUGAUGAAAUUAUAAGAAAUGUAAGAGAACAUAUUAAAGGUAGAUGAUUCUUGAGUUUAAAUCAAUGUUUAAGUUGUAACAUGAAAAUAUUGUGAAAGUUCAUAAAUUAUAUGUUGAUUUCAAUAAUGGGUUUUAAUCUGAAAGCAAAGCAUAUGUGGUUAUGGAAUUGAUUAAGGGAAAGGAGAUGUUUGAGGUGAUAAAUGAAUUAGGACAUUACAGCGAAAGCGAUGCUAAGGAAUUAUUUAAAUAAUUACUGAGUGCUAUUGAAUACAUGCAUCGAAAUGGUAUUUGUCACAGAGAUUUGAAACCCAAUAAUAUUUUGUGUGUUGAAAGUAUUUAUUUUAUUUCAAUAGACAAAAAUUAGAUCAAGGUUACUGACUUUAAUGUAAGUAAAUUUAGUGACGCAUAUAAAGAAUUUGGAGACCUUAAGGAUAGAGAGAAAAUUGAAAUGUGGACAUAUACAGGAACAGUAGCAUUUUCAGCUCCUGAAAUAUUUUCUGGAGAAGGUUAUAAGUAAUUCAUUAUUCUAUUCUUAAGCUAAAUGGUUGACAUGUGGAGUGCAGGCUGCAUUUUAUAUUCGAUGUUGUCGGGUUAAUUGCCUUUCCUUUCUGAUUAGUAACAUUUUAGAUUUAUUUGAUAGCUUGAAUGAUUUGAUCGAGAAAAUUAAAGAGGCAACAAUUGAGUUUCCAAAUGAUUUGUUUGAAUAAGUUUCUGAAGAAGCCAAAGAUCUAAUUAUAUAAUUAUUGUAGAAAGAUUGGGCUUUUAGACCUCAUCCUGAUGCUGCUCUAAAACAUUAAUGGUUUUAGAUUCUAGACGAUGAUUAAGUCAGAAAGAAAUCACUAAGAAAAUUAGCAAUCAGAAAAAACAUGCCUAGAUUAUCCUCCAAAUAUUCUAAAAAUAGUCAUAAGCAACGAAAUAUCCUUUUGAAAUCUUCGUAGACUAUCACAAUCAAAAAUAAUCGUUCAGUUGAUUCAAAAUGCGAUGUUUAACAAACUGAUUUAGCCAAUAGUUUUCUAAAAAUUCCAACAAAAAAAAGCAUUUUCUUUUCGACUAAUUUAGGAGAAAGUUAAGGAAUUAACUAAAACUCACCUCAAGAUUAAGAGUAGUCUCCAUCUUUUAUCGACUAAGCAAACUCAUCAAAAUUAAGCGAAGACAUAGGCGAUUUUGAUUAAAGUGUUCCUGAUCGAUUUAUUAAUUUUAACAAACCAUAUAAUGUUGAUGACGAAGUCUAAGAAUGA